UGGGCCACAAGCCAUGCAUGUCGUAAGUACAAGCCCAAAAAUUGCUUUAUGCUUAGAUAAUUAGAGUGCCUUGUGAACUCUCCGAAUUGACAAUUUAGUUCGGUUUGAUCUCUUCUCCCACUUUACCUCAUUGCUCAACCGGUAUUGUGUUUGUAGUUUGUGUUUGUUGCUCUUCUCCAACGUUAAGAGGGACAGAAAGAGGGAAUAGGUUGGUUGAGGAGGACUUCGCUUUGUUUGAUUCAAAACGAUUUAACGUUUUUUUUAUUCCGGCGGUGGUUAGAUCUGCUUAGUGCUGCUUACUUCUCCGGCAUGAAGCGAUUACGGGAUGAUGGUCAUAGCAGCCCUCAAUUUAAGCGGCCUUUCGGUUCUUCGCGUGGAGAAUCAUGUGGACAAUCACAAGCGCCUGUAACUGGAGGGGGUAAUGGUGGACCCGGAGGAAGCAGUGGAGGUGGCAUUGGUGGUAGUGGCAGCAUCCAGAAGCUGACCACCAAUGAUGCAUUAACUUAUCUAAAGGAAGUAAAAGACAUGUUCCAAGACCAGAGGGAGAAGUAUGAUAUGUUUCUUGAUGUUAUGAAAGAUUUUAAGGCCCAAAGAAUCGAUACUGCGGGUGUCAUAGCAAGAGUGAAAGACUUAUUUAAAGGACAUCCAAAUUUAAUUCUUGGGUUUAAUACCUUCUUGCCCAAGGGUUAUGAAAUAACCCUCAAGGAUGAGGAAGAGGUGCCUCAAAAGAGAACAGUAGAGUUUGAAGAGGCUAUAAGCUUCGUGAAUAAGAUAAAAAAGCGCUUCCAAAAUGACGAUCAUGUGUACAAAUCUUUCCUUGAUGUCUUGAACAUGUAUCGGAAAGACAACAAAAGCAUCGCUGAGGUCUACAAGGAGGUUGCUGAUCUUUUUCAUCAACAUCCGGAUUUACUUGAUGAAUUCAUUAAAUUUUUGCCGGAUAAUUCAGCAACAAUAUCAGCUACAAAUCCUUCUCUUGGUCGACAAUCUCUUCAUCGUUUUGAUGAGAGGAGUUCUGCAAUGCCUAUCCAUCGACCGUCACACGUGGACAAGCAACGUCAUCGGCGUGAUCGGAUCAUAGGGCCUUAUGGAGAACGUGACCUUAGCGUUGAGAAACCUGAUGUUGAUGAUGAUAAGGCGUCAAUGAAGCUACAUAAAGAGCAAAAGAGCCGGGAAGAAAAGGAAAAUGGGGAUUGGAGAGAUUAUGAUCAUGAUUAUAGAGAACAUAGGAGUGAUAACAAUGGAGAUAUAAGUGUGCAUAAUCAUAAUGAGAAGAAAAAGUCUGCUCGCAAGGUUGGAGAAUUUGGAGCAAGCAGCACUUUGGCCUCUCAUGACGAUCAAGAUGCCUUGAGAAAUAUGUAUAGUCAGGAAUUCACAUUUUGUGAAAAGGUGAAGGAGAGAUUGCACAGUUCUGCCAGUUACCAGGAGUUUUUGAAAUGCCUUCAUCUUUAUAGCACUGAAAUAAUUACAAGAGCUGACCUACAUCGUUUGAUUAAUGAUAUACUCGGAAGUUAUCCUGAUCUCAUGGAGGGCUUCAAUGGCUUCUUGGAGCGCUGUGAACGAGUUGAUGGUUAUCUUGCUGGGUUUGUGAGCAAAAAACCCAUAUGGACUGAAGGGCACACUUCAAAAUCAGUGAAGGUGGAGGAGAAAGGGAAAGCCCCAAAACGUGAAACGGAUGGUGGUAAGGAGAAGGACCGAAUCAAGGAAAAGUACUGGGGAAAGUCAAUUCAAGAACUUGACCUUUCUAACUGUCAACGUUGCACCCCUAGUUAUCGACUUCUUCCUGAUGAUUACCCAAAACCUGUGGCAAGCCAGAGGUCAGAGCUUGGUGCUCAAGUCUUAAAUGAUCAUUGGGUGUCAGUGACUUCAGGAAGUGAAGACUACUCUUUCAAACACAUGAGGAGAAACCAGUAUGAAGAAAGCUUGUUCAGAUGUGAAGAUGAUAGAUUUGAACUAGAUAUGUUACUGGAAUCUGCGAGUUCAACCAUCAAACGGGUUGAAGAUUUGCUAAAUAGUGGUGUAGAUGGCUAUAUCCGUAUCGAGGAUUACUUUUCAGCCUUGAAUUUAAGGUGUAUUGAACGCCUCUAUGGUGACCAUGGUCUGGAUGUAACUGAAGUUUUGCGCAAAAAUCCAUCUCAUUCAUUGCCUGUUAUACUUACCCGAUUAAAGCAGAAACAAGAAGAGUGGACCAAAUGUCGUUCAGAUUUGAACAAAGUUUGGGCCGAGAUUUAUGCCAAGAACCAUUACAAGUCUCUUGACCAUCGUAGCUUCUAUUUCAAGCAACAAGAUUCCAAGAACCUGAGCACCAAAGCCUUGGUCUCUGAAAUAAAAGAGAUAAAAGAGAAAAACAGGAAAGAAGAUGAUGUGGUCCAUGCUAUUGCUGCUGGCAAUAGGCAUCCCAUAUGUCCAAAUGUUGAGUUAGAAUAUUCUGAUCAUGAAGUCCAUGAAGACCUGUACAAACUCAUAAAGUAUUCAUGUGAAGAGGUUUGCUCAACGAAAGAUCAAUUCAACAAGGUUAUGAGGCUCUGGAUCACUUUCCUUGAACCAAUGCUGCUGGGAGUUCAGUCUCAUUCUCAGGGAUCAUCUGCCAAUGGAAAUGACGUUUCCUCCUCCAAGCACCAUCAUCAUCAUUCUAAAAUCAAUAAUGGGACUAUUGUUGGUGAAAGUGAUGGAAGUCCUAGCAAUGAUGCAACUUUGACAAACUUUAAGCAAUCAAAGAUUAUUUAUAAUGGUGGAGAUGCCAAUGCUUCACCUCAACAAAUUAGUUCUUCAAAGACAGAUGCUUUGGCCCAUGGAGAAGGGUUGACUAAUUCUGAUGCCAUAGCUCUUCUUCAUGUACACUCAGUUGCGGAAUCCAGUUUAGGGUGCACUACAAGGCCUGGUUAUGGCACCAUUGAUGAUGGUCAUGGAUCAAAGUCUAAUAUGAAUGACAUACGAUCAUUAGAGGGUGGUGAAAAUAUCCGAGUUGCUCCUUUGGCAAGCGAAGGAUUUGUACAAGGCUCUAGAAUCAACGGAUAUAGUAAUGAGGUUUCUGUUAAAUACCCCAAAAGUGAAAAGGAAGAGGGCGAGUUAUCCCCAAAUGGCUAUUUUGAAGAAGACAAUUUUGUUGUAUACCCAAACUGCGGUUCACAAGAGAGAAACGGCGGAGAUGCUGAUGACGAAGACAGUGAUAAUGCAUCUGUGGCAGGUGAAGAUGUUUCUGGUAGUGAGUCUGCCGCAGAUGAGUGUUCAAGAGAAGAGGCUGAAGAUGAAGAUGAAGAUGCAGAACAAGAUGAAGUUGAUGCGAAAAGUGAGAGUGAAGGGGAGGCAGAGGAGGGGACAAGUGAAGCACAUUGUCUUGGAGAUGGAUUGUCAUCAUCACCCUUAGCUGAAUGUUUUUUUCAUACUUCAAAGCCUCUAACAAAGCAUGCAGUGGUUGGCUUACCGUGUAUGGGUGGAAAAAAGUUCUCGCGUGUUUUUUACGGGAAUGACUCCUUUUUUGUGCUUUUUAGACUUCACCAGAUACUGUAUGAGAGACUGUUGUUGGCGAAGCUGAAUUCAUCGUCACCUGAUCUCAAGUGGAAAACUGGAAAUGAAAUUAGUUCUGAUCCCUAUGCCAGGUUCAUGAGUUCCUUGUACAGUUUGCUUGACGGAUCUUCUGACAAUGCAAAGUUUGAGGAUGAUUGUCGGUCAAUAAUUGGUAACCACUCAUAUGUUCUUUUUACCUUGGACAAAUUGAUAUACAAGCUUGUCAAACAGCUUCUGGCUGUUUCAAGUGAUGAGAUGGACAAUAAGCUUAUUCAACUGUAUGAAUAUGAAAGAUCAAGGAAGCCUGAUAACUCUGUUGAUGUAGUGUACUAUGAAAAUUCUCAUGUUUUGCUUCACGAGGAGAAUAUUUAUCGUGUUGAAUCUACAUCCUGCCCUCCUGGUAUAUCCAUCCAAUUGAUGGAUGAUGAAAACGAGAGAUCUGAUGUGAUGGCAGUUUCUGUGGACCCCAAUUUUGCUAGUUAUCUUCAUUCGGAAUAUCUUUCAGUAGAGCAUCCUAAAAAGGAGUCCCUUGCUGUGAUACUAAAGAGAAAUAAGAGAAAGUUUUCCAAGCUUGAUGAAUCAUCUGCUCUGUGCAUGGCUAUGAAAAAUGUUACCAUUCUAAAUGGUUUGGAAUGCAAGAUGGCUUGCAGUUCUUCUAAGGUUUCAUAUGUCCUUGAUACGGAGGAUGUCUUUGCCCGGUUUGAGAGGAAAAGAAAGAUCCCAACUGGAUGGCUGCCAACACACAACCGUACUAGAGUUGAACGGUUUCAUAGACUUUUGGAAGCAUCAUUGUGAUUUAUGAGCUUGCUUGAUAGUUAAAAAGCUAGCUGUGGUAAAUUCACUACGAGAGUCGGUUCAAGACUUCAAGCAACUCAAUGUCUCAAUCAUCCAUCUUCUCUACUCCUCAUAAUGGCAUCCAUGUCAUUUUAUUGUAAAUAUAUGGCUUGUCUAUGGUGUAGAUGGUUAGUUAUAGAGCUUUGGUCAAUCGGUUUCAUUUUCCCGGGAUCUUAAAAAAACCAAUUCUUUUUCUUUUUCUUUUCUUUUGUUUUGUUUUUUUACAAGCUAGGAGAGUUUUUCUGUUUUCUAGCAAACAUUUUUUGCUAGAAUGAUGUAAAGUACCCAUUUGGUAAAGAUGGCAGUAAAGCGAUUACUUAGAAUUACUUGUUGCGGAGAUUUUUUU
Molecule: messenger RNA, 4684 nt
Organism: Cuscuta europaea
Lineage: Eukaryota; Viridiplantae; Streptophyta; Magnoliopsida; Solanales; Convolvulaceae
Source: the annotation of a GenBank genome assembly